AUGAAUCAAGAACUUGAUAAGAAACUCAUGGAUGAGGAGCUUCCCCCCUUGAGGACUACAGGACCGCUUCCUCCUCUGACCAUCAGGACUCCUCCAUUGCAGAACGGGAAGCAGGAGACUUUUUAUUGCACCCACGACCACGACCAGCCAUCAUUGUCUCAGGGUGUGAACGGAGCUUUCUCCAACCACCAAGGAUUGUUGCAAACAAAGAGAAGAAAUCCCAUGACGGGCAUGCUUGCGGGGCUUGGGGAGUUUGGGUAUAUCCUGAAGCCACUCUCACAGAGCGACUUGGAGAGGAAGAAAAGGUGUGAGCAGUGCGGAAAGUCAAUGGCAAAAUAUCUUCCCAAGGAUGGGAAGCCGCUGAAGGCGGAGGGUGAUAAGCCUAGCAAUGGUUCGGGAAAUUCGGAUGGGAAUCCGCGGGGGGGAGGGGGGCUACAGGGGAGUCGCAAGAGGUCAAGAGCGAGGUGA
Molecule: messenger RNA, 468 nt
Organism: Paracoccidioides brasiliensis Pb18
Exons: 3
Coding region: 1-468 (155 amino acids)
Source: RefSeq, a predicted model, not a curated record